AUUACAAAAAAAAAAAUGACAGAUCAGUCCCCGCGCCGCGAAAUAUCUUUACGAGGACGUAUAAAAAGUCCACCAAGGUCUCGUCUGUUCGUUCCAUUUCGUGCUUCUGUCGGUAAUUGCUCGAUUCAAGCUCAACGAAGUACCGUUUAUGCGACUUUCUAUUCUCCUUGUAGACCUAAUACGCCCUCAAUGUUGGAUCAUCGGAGUGGAAGUAGCCACCCUCCAGAUGCAAGAACCUCUGGAGCUGGAAACGCUUACUCUAUUAAUCUGGACAUCUUCAGCAAACGAUUGAAGAAGUUCUAUUCGCAUUGGAGUGAAAACAAAUCCAACUUAUGGGGAUCUAGUGAUGUCCUUGCAAUCGCAACACCUCCUGCUUCUGAGGAUCUGCGGUACUUGAAAUCCUCAGCGCUGAACAUUUGGUUGCUUGGUUAUGAGUUUCCAGAGACAAUUAUGGUCUUCAUGAGGAGACAGAUACAUUUCUUGUGCAGCCAGAAGAAAGCUUCAUUGCUUGAAGUUGUGAAAUCAUCAGCCCGGGAGGCUGUCGAGGUGGAUGUUAUCAUACAUGUGAAGGCAAAGAAUGAUGAUGGGACUGCACUCAUGGAUUCUAUUUUUAGUGUUAUUCAGACUCACUUUAAGGAAGACAGUCAUAAUACAAAGGUUAUUGGGUACAUUGCAAGAGAAGAACCUGAAGGGAAUCUAUUGGAAGCAUGGGCAAAGAAACUAAAGAAAACAAGUUUUCAGCUUAUUGAUGCAACCAACGCACUAUCCGACCUGUUUGCUGUCAAGGAUGAUGGGGAAAUUUUGAAUGUGAAGAAAGCUGCAUACUUGACUGUUAAUGUGAUGAAGAAUGUGGUGGUUCCGAAGCUUGAGAAUGUCAUUGAUGCGGAAAAAGAGGUAACACAUUCUUCGCUAAUGGAUGACACUGAGAAGGCCAUACUGGAACCUGCCAGAGCUAAAGUGAAGCUGAAGGCAGACAAUGUUGAUAUAUGCUAUCCUCCUAUAUUCCAGAGUGGAGGCGAGUUUGAUCUAAGGCCUAGUGCUGCCAGCAAUAAUGAACUACUGUAUUAUGAUUCUGCCAGUGUGAUUGUAUGUGCUCUUGGAUCCCGAUAUAAUAGUUAUUGUGCGAACAUAGCCAGGACUUUUCUGAUAGAUGCCAAUGGCCUUCAGAACAAGGCUUAUGAGGUUCUUCUCAAGGCUCAUGAAGCAGCAAUCAAUGCUCUGAAGCCUGGGACUAAGGUUGGGGCUGUCUAUGCAGCUGCACUGUCUGUAGUUGAGAAGGAAGCUCCUGAAUUAGUUCCGAACUUGACAAAAUCUGCUGGUACUGGCAUUGGUAUUGAGUUUCGGGAGUCAGGAUUGAGUUUAAAUUCCAAGAAUGAUCGGGAAGUGAAAGCAAACAUGAUCUUUAAUGUGUCUCUUGGAUUCCACAACUUGCAGAACCAUACCAGUAACUCAAAGAAGAGGAACUUUUCUCUGAUACUGGCAGAUACAGUCAUUGUGGAAGAAAAGAAGUUAGAUAUGGUGACUUCGUCUUGCUCUAAAGCUGUUAGGGAUGUGGCUUACUCAUUCAAUGAGGAUGAGGAAGAUGACGAAAAGGAUAAAGUGAAACCUGUGGCUCAUGGCGCAGAAACCAUCUCUAAGACUACUCUCAGGUCUGUCACACAAGAGGUUUCAAAAGAAGAGCUUAGGAGACAGCAUCAGGCUGAACUUGCCCUUCAGAAGAAGGAAGAAAUUGCCCGUCGGCUUGCUGGUGGUGAAACUGGUGCAGGGCAUAAUCCUGCUGCAAAGUCUUCAACGGACCUGAUUGCCUAUAAGAAUGUUAAUGAUCUCCCUCCUGUAAGAGAUUUAAUGAUUCGAGUUGAUCAGAAGAAUGAAGCCAUUCUUUUCCCCAUACAUGGAACAGUGGUACCCUUCCAUAUUGCUACUGUGAGGACAGUUUCUAGUCAGCAGGACACAAAUAGAAGCUGCUACAUCCGCAUCAUAUUUAAUGUUCCGGGAACUCCUUUCAAUCCUCAUGAUGCUAAUUCAUUGAAAUUCCAGGGUGCUAUAUAUCUGAAGGAGGUAUCGUUUCGCUCAAAGGACCCAAGACAUAUAAGUGAAGUAGUUCAGCAGAUUAAAACCCUUCGGAAACAAGUUAUGGCCAGGGAAUCUGAAAGAGCUGAGAGGGCAACAUUGGUCACCCAGGAUAAAUUACAACUUGCCGGCAACAGAUUCAAGCCAGUGAGGUUGCCUGAUCUUUGGAUCCGUCCUGUUUUUGGUGGCCGUGGAAGAAAGCUAUCUGGCACAUUAGAAGCUCAUGUAAAUGGGUUUCGAUAUUCCACUUCUCGAGUGGAGGAGCGAUUGGAAAUUAUGUAUGGGAACAUCAAACAUGCAUUUUUCCAGCCAGCCGAGAAGGAGAUGAUCACUCUUAUUCACUUCCAUCUACACAAUCACAUAAUGGUGGGAAACAAGAAAACUAAGGAUGUGCAGUUCUUUGUUGAGGUGAUGGACGCAGUCCAGACCUUGGGAGGGGGGAGGAGAUCUGCCUACGACCCGGAUGAGAUUGAAGAAGAGCAAAGAGAAAGGGACCGAAAGAAUAAGAUUAACAUGGAUUUCCAGAGCUUUGUAAAUCGUUCUAAUGAUAUCUGGAGACAGCCCCAGUUCAAGGGGCUUGACAUUGAGUUUGAUCAGCCAUUGAGAGAACUUGGCUUCCAUGGUGUACCCCAUAAAGCCACAUCAUUCAUUGUCCCAACUUCAAGCUGUCUUGUUGAACUGAUAGAGACACCUUUUCUUGUUGUGACUCUUGGUGAGAUUGAGAUUGUGAACCUUGAGAGAGUUGGCCUUGGACAGAAGAAUUUUGACUUGACAAUUGUAUUCAAGGACUUCAAGAGGGAUGUGCUUCGGAUCGAUUCCAUUCCUUCCACAUCACUGGAUGGUAUUAAGGAAUGGCUUGACACAACAGACAUUAAGUACUAUGAGAGCAGGAUGAACCUUAACUGGAGACAGAUACUGAAGACGAUUAACGAUGACCCACAAAGCUUCAUAGAUGAGGGGGGAUGGGAAUUUCUGAAUUUGGAAGCUAGUGAUUCAGAAUCUGAGAAUUCAGCAGAUUCGGACAAAGGUUAUGAGCCAUCAGAUGUGGCAUCUGAGUCAGUCUCAGACGAUGAUGAUGAUUCUGAUAGUGAAUCGCUGGUGGAGUCUGAGGAUGAUGAGGAGGAAGUUUCGGAGGAAGGCUCAGGGGAAGAGGAAGGAAAGACAUGGGAGGAGUUGGAAAGGGAAGCCAGUAAUGCUGAUAGGGAGAAGGGGGCUGAGUCGGACAGUGAGGAAGAAAGGAGGCAAAGGAAGAUGAAAGCUUUUGGGAAAUCUCGAGCUGCUCCUAGCAGUGGCAUUCCAAAGCGCUCCAAAUUGAGAUAGAUUGAGGUUGACAUUAGUUUUCGUACUGGUUAAUAUUUGUCUUCGUAGUUGUAACACCUUACUGAUGUUACACGCUGCUGCUCUGCUUAGAAAAUGUUGUGGUAUAGCUCUAGCUUAGAGUGGUUUAUUUUGCUGUGUGUUUUUUUUUAAAUGUAUGUUUAUGGCUAAGAUGGGAUUAGAAAACUUCUCGCGUGUAAAGUGGCAUCAUUGGUUCACCUGAUGCAGUCUAGCUAAUGCAGCUUUUAUAUUUAAAUUUGUACUCUUUAAGUAUUCUGUCUCUGACUUCAUUUUUCGAAUUAAAUUCUAUUGCUUUCA
Molecule: messenger RNA, 3705 nt
Organism: Tripterygium wilfordii
Lineage: Eukaryota; Viridiplantae; Streptophyta; Magnoliopsida; Celastrales; Celastraceae
Product: FACT complex subunit SPT16-like
Exons: 2
Coding region: 16-3390 (1124 amino acids)
Biological process (GO): transcription elongation by RNA polymerase II; positive regulation of transcription elongation by RNA polymerase II
Cellular component (GO): FACT complex
Molecular function (GO): nucleosome binding
Source: RefSeq, a predicted model, not a curated record